GGGGGAGAGAGAGUGCCGUGUGUCUGACUGUUGGUUGUUCAGAACAGCAGCGUGCUGAGACAGAGCGGCCUUGUCCUGUUGUUGUCUCGCCGAGUGUGACUGUCUCUCACUCCUUCCGUCACCCGCAAAUUGUUGGCCUUUGCCGUCAACUGACUGAGCAACCGACAGCGUUAACUGACAGAUCAGGUGACUUAGCCGCUAGCUAACUCUUUUCCCAACUGCAAAUGCUACUCUUAAAGAACAUUUCAGCGAAAAAUAGUUAAACAUAGCAAAUUGUAGCGAAACAUAGAAAGGUAGCGGACAAAAAGAAACGGAUUACUCACUACUUGAAGUGCGAUUUAAAAAAUAAAAAAGGUUAUUUGCACUGGCGCCUCAUUGACUCCAUGAGAAUAACGUCACACACUCGACCAGGAGAAAGAUGGACGUGGCUGUAGCAGAGGAGCCUCAGAAGAAGAUCUUCCGGGCCCGAAAGACGAUGAAGAUCAGCGAUCGACAGCAGCUGGAGUCCCUCCACAACACCCUCCCGUCCUCGAAGGCUGCCUGCCCCUCUCCCCCUCUGCUGAACGGGAGGCACCCGGCGGAGGGACAGAAGGAGAGCGAGAGGGAGAAGGAGAAGACGAGUGCGGGGAGCAGCCCGAUGGGGACCCGCUCGUCCUCGCCCGCCUCGCGCUCCCCCACUCCCCUGGCUCUCUCCCUCUCCCUGUCCCCGUCCCCUCCCGCCAAGACCCCGGAGGAGCCGGCCGCCCUCGGCACCGAGACCGCGCCCUCUUCGCCAGCGUCACGUGCGGGCGCCACGGAGAUGGAGAGAGGGAAAGGGGACGAGGGCAAAACGCCCGCGAGCCCCUCGGCGGACAGAGGAGAGGGAAAGCGUGGAGAGAAGGAGGAGGAAAAGGAGGGACGGGUGAAACCAUCCGUCUUGCCGGAGAAGGAGAAAGAGAAAGAGGAUGACCCCCCAAAACCCCAGGGGUCCCCUAAAGAAGCCCCUGCGGGGUCCCCUGCAGCUCCCCUCCCCUCUGAAGGAACGGAUGAGGACAGAGAGAAAACGGCGGAGACCAAGGAGGCGGUUGCCAUGGAUACCGGCCCUUCAAACGAUGCCCCGGAGGACACCACUCCCAUCCUGGACAAAAUGGCGGCCGCCGCCUCCUCCCUGGCGCAAAGCCCUGCUCCGCCGGGCAACACCACCACGUCCUCGCCGUCCCUCUCGCCCUCCCACGCACCGGAGUCCGACCAGGAGGUGAAGGAGGGAUUCCUGGUCCUCAGCGAAGAGGAGGAGGCCCAGGGGGACAAGGAGGAUGAGAAGGAGAAGGAGAGGGAAGAGGGCGAGGACCGGCAGGAUGGAGAAAAGAUGGAGUUGGAGAAAGGGGGUGAGAAGGAGGAGGGUACUGGAACUCGUGCUCAGUCCGCGUCACCCCCUCCUCCCGCCUCACCUGUGCCCUCUCCCGGAGAAGGCGGCGAGGUCCUGACGCGUCAGAGGAAGCGCGCCUUGACGGGAGUCGUGGAGCCCGGCCAGCUGCCGGAGAGCGGAGAGAAGGAGCAGCCGGAGAACCAGAGGAAGAGGCCGAGGGUGGAGAGGGACGAGCUGGAGGCCCACAUCGAGCUGAAGAUCAGCGGGAACGCCGACAGCCGACACAAGCUGGAGAAGGUGGUGCAGCAGUUGGUGGCAGAGCAGCUUCGGGUUCUGCAGCUCAGCGUCUUUGACAGGAGUCUGCAGGAGCUGAGAGAGAGGGUGGAGAAGAUCGACUGUGCCACGAAGCACCAACACACUCUUGACACGCUGCAGGCCAAGAUCACUCGACUGACCAAGAAGUUUGGAGCAGCCAACCAGGCCAGGGAGAACCUCAGGAAGCCCCAGGAGAUCUCCGCUCUAUCCUGUGCGCCCAGCGGCAGUCCCGCUCAGCGGACAGCCCGGUCCGUCCUGGACUCGCAACGAACCAUGCUGACCACAAGCCCAGCAGGCUCCACAGGUCCGCCCAAAAUCUUCUCCGCCCCCAGCCCCUCUACCUCCAGCCCGGUGGCCCCGGCCGCUGCUCUCUCCCUCAUCAGCACAUCCAGCUCGGCCUCUCCCACCACCUCCGUCACGAGUGCCCCGCCCUCCACGCCCCACAAACCCAACGCCCCCCACAGCCCCGCCACCCCCACCCCCUCCAAGCCCAUGUCCCUGCAGCCCCUCCUCAUCCAGCUGCCCCUCGCCGUCGCCAACGCCCAGGGCGGCACCCUGCUGGCCAAUCACGGCGGCGGGAUGGAGCUGGUUCCCGUGACCUCGCUCGCGGGGCCGAGCCCCCUGAACAAGGCGAAGGCCGCCAACGCCGCCCCCGCCACCUUCAUCCUGCAGAAGACGGUCCCGUCCUCCGCCGCGGUUCCCGUGCCCUCCUCGCCGUCGCUACCUCAGAUCACGCUGGCCCGGGCAGCCGUGUACGCGGGGAGCGGCGGGAUGGUCACCGCCCCCGGCUCCGCCGUGUCCGUCACCUCCGCCCGCACCCCCGCCCAGUGCGCCUCCGCCGUGGGGGCCACCUCCGCCUCCUCCCUGCCCACGUCCUCCACCCCCGCGGCCACGGGGGGGCAGUCGUCAGGGGCCACGGCCUCCGCCCCACUGUCCGGAGCGGCGAUGGCCUCGAAGACAGAUACUCAAGCUACAAGCCGUGCCCCUGACUCCACAACCGCAAAGUCACCAGCUCAGGCAUCUCGUGGCGGCAGGGCAGGGGCUGUCAUCGACCUGACUGAGGAUGAUGAUGAUGUACUAGUAACUGGGGUAAAGAAAGCUACGGUCCAAUCAGCUCCCAGCGUGUCGGCAUCCCCGUCCUCCUCAUCGCCUUCAUCAGUCGGCCAGCGGGCUGCUGGGGGCCCCCCGCCCCUCAACAGCCACGCCACCAUGCACUCUCAACCCAGCGCUCAAACUACAGUGAAUGUGUCACAGAGAUGCCAAGCUGUGGCCCCCAGUCCCUCUAGGGUCCUUCCUCACUCCUCCUCUAAGUCAUCCAUAACCCUCCCCAGCUCUGGGGCAGUUGGGGGUGUCAGGGGGGCAGUUGGGGUAACUGCGGCAGUGGGUUGUAAUCGGCUGGGCAGCCCCCAAGCCACAGGAGCAGCAGUGAGGUCAUCCCCUCAGAGCACUCAGCACCUGAAUGGGCCUCAGCUCACUGUGCACCAUCGCCCCCUGCAGGAGUCCCUGUCGAAGAGCCUGCCGUGUGCGGCGUUGGGCCCGGCGGCGGCGGGGCUGCCCCCCCUGCCCUCGUCCCCGGCCCCCGCGGGCCGGCUGCCCCCCGAGGCGGGCCACACCUCGCCCCCCCAGCAGCCGCAGCUGAAGCUGGCGCGCGUGCAGAGCCAGAACGGCAUCGUGCUGUCCUGGUGCGUGGAGGAGACGGACCGCACCUGCGCCGCCGUCGACAGCUACCACCUGUACGCCUACCACCAGGACCAGGGCCCCGCCGGCUGCCCCGCCUCGCAGUGGAAGAAGAUCGGGGAGGUGAAGGCGCUGCCGCUGCCCAUGGCCUGCACGCUCACCCAGUUCGUCUCCGGCUCCAAGUACUACUUCGCCGUGCGCGCCCGCGACGUCUACGGCCGCUUCGGGGCGUUCUGCGAGCCGCAGUGCACCGACGUCAUCACCCCCUCCUCGUCCUCCGCCUCCAGCUAAGGCCGGGCCCCGCGGGGGCGGGGGGGAGGAGAGACGCCGGAAAAAACGGACCGGAAACAUCCCCAGGACAGUGUUCUUUUUACCCCUCCUCCGCAUCCCUCCCUGUCGGACCUGAAGAGGAGGAACGGUUACCGUUGAAACCUGUUGUUUGAAUUUUUGCGCUGGAGGUCAGAUAUUUAUACAAACAACUUCUUUUUUUUUUUUUUUUUUUUUUUUUUUUUUGAUCUGGUUUGUCUGUAUGUUCUUUUUUUUUAUAUAUAAAUGAAAAAUAAAAAACGAUUAAACAUUGAGCCAAAAAUGGUAAAACUGAAAAAAACUGAAACAGAAGCGUAUUAAACAGAGUCCACGUUUAUUCCACAUAUUGACUAAAAUGGGAAAAAUGGAUAUGUUAAUUUUCUAGGUUUUGUCUGGUAACCAGACUUUAGAUGACUGAGAAAUUUAAAUUUAAAUAAAGUUAAUGAUAAGUAAA
Messenger RNA from Conger conger (European conger), 4097 nucleotides. RefSeq names its product activating transcription factor 7-interacting protein 1-like. Gene Ontology annotation, molecular function: transcription coregulator activity; protein binding. The record is from RefSeq and is a predicted model, not a curated record. Gene Ontology annotation, cellular component: nucleus; transcription regulator complex. The coding region runs from base 419 to 3628 and encodes 1069 amino acids. NCBI's taxonomy places the organism in Eukaryota, Metazoa, Chordata, Actinopteri, Anguilliformes, Congridae. Gene Ontology annotation, biological process: regulation of DNA-templated transcription. The transcript is spliced from 16 exons.